CGGUUUAUCAAAGAUAGUUGAUUUUGACACAGUAAAUUUAGAGCCAAAUAUAGUUGAAAGUGGUGAGGAAGUAGAGGAGGAAGCAAAGGAACUAAAUAAAAAAAAGAAGGCAUAUGUUUCAAUAAAUGGACAUCCAGUUCGAAGAUAUUCUAAAGCCC
Molecule: messenger RNA, 158 nt
Organism: Cetraspora pellucida
Lineage: Eukaryota; Fungi; Glomeromycota; Glomeromycetes; Diversisporales; Gigasporaceae
Source: the annotation of a GenBank genome assembly